AAUGUCCAAAAGAACAAGUCUUGUUCUUCUUCUUGGUUGUUUUUAGAGAGAGAGAGAGAGAGAGAGAAGAGAGAGAAAUGGGAAGAGCUCCAUGCUGUGACAAGGCAAAAGUGAAGAAAGGGGCAUGGUCACCUGAGGAAGAUGCUCAGCUUAAACAAUACAUACAAAACCAUGGCACUGGAGGCAACUGGAUUGCUCUCCCCACCAAGAUCGGGCUGAAACGAUGCGGGAAGAGCUGCAGGCUGAGAUGGCUCAACUACCUCAGGCCUAAUAUAAAACAUGGAGAAUUCUCACAAGAUGAAGAUCACAAAAUUUGUUCCCUCUUUGCCACCAUUGGAAGCAGGUGGUCGAUAAUUGCAGCACAUUUGCCGGGAAGAACAGACAACGACAUUAAAAAUUACUGGAACACAAAGCUCAAGAAAAAGCUCUUCGGACAAAACACGGCGGCCGCCGCUGCCAAGCGCCACCACCGUCAACCUGCACCGCCGCCGCCGCCGCCUCCGGGAUCAUCUUCACCCUUUUUCCCAUCUACCGCCAAUUUCUUCCCCUCUUUCUCAUCCCCUUACAGCCAUCGAAUAGCGCCGCCGUACGACCUCGCCGGCGCCGGCGCCGGAAUUUACAGUCCGUCGUUAAUUAGGGGUAGUAGUUUCUACGACCUUCCAAACGCCCCCAAUUUCGGAACCCUAAUUUCUCCAAACCCUAAUUUUAAAAUCGGAGGAGAUCAAGCAAGCUGCAGCUCAUCGGACGGCAGCUGUGAGACGAAUCUGUACGAUCAGAGCAACAAUCUGUGGAUCGACGAGAGCCAGAAGAUCCUGGCCGUUGAUUUCGAGACGCCAUUGGAGCACAGCAUUGAGGAGAUCAAGCAGCUGAUCAAUACAGACAACAUCUUCGUCGCCAUGGAUGAUCAUAUCAAGACAGAAUUCGAAGGUCUAUAACUGUCUGAUUCGAACAAAAUUUAUAAAAAACAUUUAAAAAAAAUUAAACUUUUAUUUUUCUGGGAUUAACUAGGGUUUGUUUGUGAUCAUCGACAAACAAUUUAUGGAGAAUAAUUGGGGAAAAUUAGAAGAAAAAAAAAAAGAAGCCUUUUUGUCUUCAAAAUUAAGUGUUCUGUUGAUCGAUAAAUCCAUCCAUCUUUUUAAUUAAUUAAAUUAAAUUUACGUUUAGUUUUUAUUUUUUCAUUUUUUUUUAUUAAUAUGGUAAUAAAUUUUGAUGACUUUGCUACACUU
Molecule: messenger RNA, 1226 nt
Organism: Andrographis paniculata
Lineage: Eukaryota; Viridiplantae; Streptophyta; Magnoliopsida; Lamiales; Acanthaceae
Product: transcription factor RAX2-like
Exons: 3
Coding region: 78-935 (285 amino acids)
Source: RefSeq, a predicted model, not a curated record